AUGACUGCAGCAUAUGUCAGUGCCAAGAACCAACUGUGGGACCAGUUGCUGCCAGAGUUCCAUUUUGCUAUCAACACCGAUUGGCAAGAGAGUACAGGUUUCACUCUGGCUGAGGUGGCCUUGGGCAGACUCGUCAAUGUCCGAGAUCAGCCCUAUCACUGUGGUGUCGUCUGCAUACUUGAUUAUGGUAUUUGUAUUGUGGACAGGAACGCAGUCAUAGAUGAAGAAAGAGUACAGGCAUGGGCUCAGUACACGGCCUUGAGGAGCACCAGUGUUCAGUAUCAGUGGGGAGGACUGGGAGGCUGCAGGAUGCUGCAAGCUACAAAUUCAUCUUUCCUGGUGGAGGCAGAUUUAAAGGAGUACUGUUAUCCUGAGUCUAAUGUGUCUUGUAUGAAAAGCUUUUAUAAUGUAACCUCUAGAUCUGUGUUAUAUGUUUUACUGGUGUUGGCGAUGUCAGUGACCAUUCUGGGGAACUCAGUGGUCAUUAUUUCCAUUGCGCAUUUCAAGCAACUGCACACACCCACCAACAUGCUGGUGAUGUCUCUAGCCCUGGCGGACCUGUUGCUGGGUGUGAUUGUAAUGCCGUUCAGCAUGAUCCGAUCUGUGGAUGGGUGCUGGUACUACGGAGAAGCCUUCUGCUUAUUGCACUCUAGUUUUGACAUGCUCCUUACCUCUGCGUCUAUUUUCCACCUGAUCUGCAUUGCAAUAGACCGAUAUCAGGCUGUGUGCCAUCCGCUUCAGUACCCAACAAGAAUAACCAUACCUACUGCAUGGCUGAUGGUAGCUCUGAGCUGGAUUACAGCCGCAGUGUAUUCCUACGGUCUCAUGUAUUCAAAGGCAAAUGUAGAAAAACUAGAUGAGUACAUUGAAUCAAUAUAUUGCAUGGGAAGUUGUAACCUUUUGUUUAAUGCACUGUGGGGGGCUCUGGAUACAUUGAUAGGCUUUCUUUUGCCUUGCACAGUCAUGUUUUGCUUGUAUGCUCAAAUUUUUUUGGUUUCAAAAAGGCACUCGAGGAAAAUCAAGGGAACAAAGCAGAGCAAAAAUGAGACGAGCUUAAACAGGGUUUCUCAAAGCAUGAAACGUGAGAACAAGGCAGCGAAAACCCUCGGCAUUGUUGUAGGUGCAUUUAUUUUUUGCUGGAUGCCGUUUUUUGUCAACUCUCUAAUUGAUCCUUACAUUAACUUCUCCACUCCCAUGGUAGUUUUUGAAGUGUUUGUCUGGUUGGGCUACAUUAAUUCAACUUUAAAUCCCAUAAUAUACGGCCUCUUCUACCCGUGGUUCAGGAAAUGUCUCUAUCUCAUUGUUACACUGAGAAUAUUUGCUCCUCAUUCCUCUGACACUAAUGUAUUUGCAGCUUGA
Molecule: messenger RNA, 1359 nt
Organism: Colossoma macropomum (tambaqui)
Lineage: Eukaryota; Metazoa; Chordata; Actinopteri; Characiformes; Serrasalmidae
Product: trace amine-associated receptor 13c-like
Exons: 3
Coding region: 1-1359 (452 amino acids)
Biological process (GO): G protein-coupled receptor signaling pathway
Cellular component (GO): membrane
Molecular function (GO): trace-amine receptor activity
Source: RefSeq, a predicted model, not a curated record